AUGACUGCCGCUGAUCAUUUGGCGCACUCUCUUGCGCAGGCCAGCCGUCCCUGUGACACCUUCGGUUCUAUCUUUAUCCGGACCACUGGUUGCGAUGAACCACCUUCGGACAUCAAAGUGAUACUAGUUAUUAUGGUGUAG
Ustilago hordei is the source of this 141-nucleotide messenger RNA. RefSeq lists its product as uncharacterized. The record is from RefSeq and is a predicted model, not a curated record. The transcript is spliced from 2 exons. Bases 1 to 141 code for a protein of 46 amino acids. Lineage: Eukaryota; Fungi; Basidiomycota; Ustilaginomycetes; Ustilaginales; Ustilaginaceae.